Triplophysa rosa is the source of this 2931-nucleotide messenger RNA. Its product is annotated as probable RNA-directed DNA polymerase from transposon BS. Lineage: Eukaryota; Metazoa; Chordata; Actinopteri; Cypriniformes; Nemacheilidae. The record is from RefSeq and is a predicted model, not a curated record. The transcript has 4 exons. Gene Ontology annotation, molecular function: 2-oxoglutarate-dependent dioxygenase activity; methyltransferase activity. The coding region runs from base 1713 to 2831 and encodes 372 amino acids.
ACAGUGUAUCUUCAGAGCAAACUCAACUUCAGUACAGACUCAAGUCUGGCUCAGGUUUAGUCCUCAUGAGGUUAAAGAUCUACCUACAAGGAUAAACUCUGUGCGCAUAGGAAAUGAUUACUUGCCUCCUAUUUCUGUAACGCAAAGCUCUUUAACUGACUUAGCACUGUUGUGCGAUUGUGUCGGACUGAAAUAGCGAACAACAAGACAGUGUGUGUGCACGCAAACAAAAAUGCAGCCUUAGAGCCUACAUUUUCUUUCCGAAAAUCACCGGGUUGCUGUAGUCUGUGCAGGACUUACCAAAGAUAAACACAGAGCAAGACUUCAAACAGACUCUCAAAAUGCUGGUAACAAUGCUAACAGCCAUGUAUAUGAUGGUGAGAGUAGCAGAACAGCUGGGUGUUCGGUGGAUCUGUCAGCAGGAACCUCUGCCCUACAUGGUUUCUCAGCCUCUGCCGUGGCAGAUCCAUUACGUCUCCCAAAGCAGAAGAGGAAGCCGGACAGAGGAGUACGAGGGCCGGAGAAGAAACAGCAUGGGAGUUUACAGAAAGAACUCUUCAUCCAGUAAUGGAUACACGGCUUCUUCAAAGACUUCAGCUGAUGAAGCAGCAGCUACCAUUCAGCAUCAGUACAGGAAGUAUCAGCAGAAGAAGCACAAAGACCACAAAUGAAAGGUCAACCAGACUAAAUGUGUCCCUUGCGCUGAUCAAGAACCAGCCGCAUCUAAAGGUGUACUUCCUUCCCACACAGUAUGCAAAAAACUGUGUAUCGAAUGAGUAUUUAGUAGUCAUGGUAGAGUAGGUAAACAAUACCUUGAGAUUCAAAAGUAAACAAUAGACUGCUACCCCAGAAGUCUUUGGGAAUUAAGAUGCAAAGUUUGCAGACAAGUAUUAGCCAGGUGUCUCUUUGUUUGAGGGCUAUACUCUUAAUACUAAAUGUAUAUAUUGUACUACAGAAAUUGUAAUUAUUUUGUGGUAUUUAUUGUAAUAUAGGUCAAAAACAUCAAAGGUGCAAACAUGGUGGAUGUUGUAUGUCCGUGAAUGUAUGUACCAUUAUAAUACACACAAGCACACGUUAAGACAAUUAUAAAUUUGUCAUUGGCAAUCACUUUUCAAGUAACUAAUUCAAGUAACCUCUCUGAGCCCUAUGACUUCAAAAUUUGGGAACGUGCAAAACUUGGUUAUCUAUCAGAGCUAAAGGACGACUUCUGUGAACAAUGUCAAGCAUUCUGAUGCACAGAUUGCCGUCACUUGCGUGAACACACAUUCACACGAUGAUAAAUAUGUCUAAGCAUGAGCACAAGCCACAUACUCUCAUAGAUUAGAAGAUCUUGAAAUGAAAGAUGUUAUGCACACAAUGAACAAACAUACAAACACACACACACAUACUGUACACAAAAGUACUGUAUUUAGGGCAUCGGAGGUAAUCACACACACACUUGUUUACUUUGCUAUGGAAAUGAAGAAAUAUCAUACACAUGUUGUUUUUAUAAAAGAUCAGAAAUAGCACCAGGCCCAGACAAUGUCUCACCCUCCUGCCUGAAAGUCUGUGCGGAGCAGCUGUCGCCCAUCUUCACUAAUAUUUUUAACAGAUCUUUGGAGCAGUGUGAAGUCCCUUCAUGCUUCAAACGCUCCACCAUCAUCCCUGUACAGAAGAAACCCAAAAUAUCUGGACUUAAUGACUACAGGCCUGUUGCUUUAACAUCUGUGGUCAUGAAGUCAUUUGAGAGACUUGUACUGGCCCACCUGAAGGACAUCACCAGACCACUUCUUGAUCCCCUCCAGUUUGCUUACCGAGCAAACAGGUCUGUGGACGAUGCAGUAAACAUGGGACUGCAUUACAUCCUACAACACCUAGACAGACCAGGGACUUACGUCAGGAUCCUGUUUGUAGACUUCAGCUCGGCCUUCAACACCAUAAUCCCAGACCUCCUCCUGCCCAAGCUUACCCAGCUCUCUGUGCCAACCUCUACCUGUCAGUGGAUUAUUAACUUCCUGUCGAACAGGCAGCAGCUAGUGAGGUUGGGAAAAUUUAAAUCCAGCACAUGUACCAUCAGCACCGGAGCUCCUCAAGGAUGUGUUCUUUCUCCACUGCUAUAUUCACUCUACACAAACGAAUGCACCUCUACAGACCCUUCUGUCAAACUCCUGAAGUUUGCAGAUGACACCACAGUCAUUGGCCUUAUUCAAGACGGUGAUGAAUCUGCCUACAGAAAGGAGGUUGCUCAGCUGGCUGCCUGGUGUAGUCAAAACAACCUAGAGCUGAAUGCAUUCAAGACAGUGGAGAUGAUAGUGGAUUUCAGAAGGAACCCUCCAUCACUUCCUCCCCUCACCAUCCUGGACAGCACUGUGGAUACUGUGGAGUCAUUCAGGUUCCUGGGCUCCACCAUCUCUCAGGACCUGAAGUGGGAGUCCCACAUAGACUCCAUUGUAAAGAAGGCCCAGCAGAGGUUAUACUUCCUCCGUCAAUUGAGGAAGUUCAACCUACCACAGGAGCUACUGACCCAGUUCUACUCAGUGGUCAUCGAAUCUGUUCUGUGCACUUCAAUUACUGUUUGGUAUGGCUCGGCCACCAAAUCAGACCUACGAAGACUACAACGGACAGUUCGUAGUGCUGAGAAAAUUAUUGGUGCUCCUCUGCCCACACUUCAGGACCUGUACGAUUCCAGAGUGAAAAACAGGGCAAGAAAAAUCAUCAUUGACUCCACACACCCAGCACACAAACUCUUUGAUCUGCUGCCCUCUGGCCGGCGCUUUAGAGCACCAAACACCAGGACUUCCAGACACAGAAGCAGCUUCUUCCCCCAGGCAAUCUCCCUCCUAAACAGAUAACUGCUCCUUAAGAGCAAUAUUCCACUUCCACUACUCCUAUAGUGUGCACUAUAGUGCCUUAUUAUAUCUACAUCUUAUGUAUACAUGUAUAUAACACUAC